AUGACAACUACUAAGAUUCAAACAGACACUUACGACCUUUUUCUAAAACAAAUAUUGGACUCUGACACAGACGAUGACUUUUUGAAGAAUUUCCCUAUUAUAUCGAAUGGUGGUGUCUCUGAUGGGCAGUUUCCUCCUGAAUUAGAAGCUGCAUUGGAGGAUAAAGUCCAAACAGAACAAUAUGUGAACAAUUUAAGAAAAAAAAUGGAAGCUUGGAAGGCAGCUGGAUUAACUGAUGCCAUGAAAAGGGCUCUUGAACUAUUGCAUGACGGUAAUGGAAUGCCACCGGCGAAUAGCGGCGAUGACGAAGAUGAUACAGAUGGAAGCAAUGACGAACCUUCAACCCCUACAACUGAAACACAAGAGUCACAUUCGCCACCGAGAAUAGCGGAGGGUUCGAUAUCACGCCUUGUCAAUGGAGUUUCAUCUCUUGUAGAUAUAGAAAGUUGUUUUGACUCUCUGAGAAUUCCCGAGCUGGAUCUCCCAAUUACAGCAGAAAGCACAAUUAAGGCCGUACUUACAGAAUUAUAUCAACUUCAAGAAGAUCUUCAAAUUCAUUUACAAGGUGGGCCUUUAGCUGAGCCAUCAACGCUUGGAGCUCAGCGUCGCAGAAAAGUUCAAGAUCUUCUCGACAAAGUUAUGAAAGAGGCUGCUUUGUAUGAGGAAUUUUCAAAUAGAGCACAACACUUAAACCUAGAUCAAAUAUUAAACGAAUCAGAUGAAACAAGUGAAGAUGAAUUCAUAGAUUCCGAAACUCAAGAUACAGAAUCAGGAGGAGUUUGCUUUGAGGACUCACAAUCAGAUAUAUCACGCAGAUCAACAACAAGCACUUUAACUACACCUAUGUCUCCGCCUUCUUUUAAAGCUGUUGAUCCCAGUCUUGCGCGGCUUCGUUCUGCAUCUUCCAAUUCAAUCACAUCAAUGCAAUCACGGGCUGCUUCAUCUAGACACUCACGUCCGACGACACCUUCUAUAUUGGGUUUUGAGGAUAUAGGAUUAUCUGCUCCACCAGAACCUUGGGAAGCAUUUCGAUGGAUACCCUUAGACUCAAUCUCUGAUCAACUUUAUUCUUCUAAUUUUAGCCAAAAUUAUGGACUUCCCACAGUCUUAGCGGUAAGCGGAGUAAUAGCUGUGGGUACUACACGUGGCUUAAUCUUAGUAUAUGAGAGAGAACAAACUUUAAAAUGUAUUCUUGGAACUACUGCAAAUGCUCUGGAGCAUGGCGCUGUAACUUCGUUAUGUAUAUCAAUAGAUCACGCACAGAUUGUAAGUGGACAUGCACAAGGACAUAUUUUUAUAUGGGAUAUUUCUCGACCAAAUAAUCCCACAAGAUCAAUGUUACCAAUUUCAGCCGCAGUUGCUGCUGGUGGUCGAAAGGAUGGACAUAUUCGAGGAUCCUCAAUUUUGCAUGUAGAUUUCGUGGGAAUUCGAAAAAAUGGAAUAGUUUCUGGUGAUGAUCAUGGCAUGGUUUUUUAUCAUAAUAUAUAUAAAGUGAUGAUGGUAAAUGCGUCUGAAACUAUCCGCAUACUUGGACGUUAUCCCGCUUCUACUUCCGAACCAGAAACUUCCAUAGUAUCAAAGCCGCCCCGUCCAAGUACUGUUUUUGGCCUAGCACCUUUACCAUUAGGACAGUCUCCACAUGGAUCUGAAGGAUUCGGUCUUGUGGCUAUGUUGACUCCACAUAAAAUGACGAUUGUCAGCACUAAGCCCACUAUACAAACACAACAUAAGUGUCUUAAACCGAGAUACCAUCCUUCUGAAUCGACGAAAUCGAUAUCAGGCUGCCUUGCAUGGUAUCCCGCAAUGAAAGACAAAACAAAUGCAGUAGAGUCAACUUCUGUGGAUACAGAUCCACUUCUUGCCUUCUCGUGGGGAAAUCAUUUGACAAUAAUUAAGGUAACAGUAACUCAAAUUGAAACUGCAACAAAGCGUCGUCGACAAGAUCGUGAAGUUCGUUUAGAAUUCACAAAAAUUGGAGAAUGGAAAAAUAAAAAUAGCAUAGUCGCCCUACAAUGGUUAUCACCUCAUGUUUUAUUGAUCCUCACAAAUACCGAAGAUAUAAUUGUAUUUGAUCCAAAAACUAUGGAAAAAACGAUGGAAAAAAGCGAGCACAAUAAUAUAAGACGAAAAUCAUUAGUAUAUCAUGAUCGGUUUGCAGCUCCCUUAAAAGAUAUGCCUGAAGUUUCAAAUAUAUCUAAUGAAAAUAAAUUGACUGUAGAUUUAGGCUAUUAUCAUAGUAUUCGAGUACAUAAGGGCGUAGUGUUUUUAUUGGGAGUGCGGCAAUUAUUCGCUGGCACAUUACUGUCUUGGGCAGAUCGUAUCUUGGCCCAUUUUACAUCGGGUGACUUACUUCAAGCUAUAGAACUUGCUACUAAGUUCUAUAAUGGAACAUCUUCCCAAACAAUAUUGGGAUUACCUGAUGAAGAGGAAAGUCGACAUGCAAUUGUGGGGGAAAAACUUAUGGAACUUUUGAUCUCUUCUUUAAAUUACGCAUUCUCAACUGAUAGAGCAUUUCAGGGCGUGAUUAAUGAGCAGGAUUUGGCUAUAAAAUGUGUCAAAGCCUGUCUUAGUAUGCAUAAAGAAGAAUUUCUUUUUACCGAAGUAUAUGAACGAUAUGUUAAGGCCAAAGAAACUGGUAUAUUACUCGAGGUUCUCGAACCAUAUAUCAUACAAGAUAAAAUAAGAGAUUUGCCGCCGGAAAUUAUGAAGGAUCUUGUUUCUCAUUAUCGUAACCGACGUUUGCUCACUCGUGUGGAAGAAUGUAUAUUUCAUAUUAAUCCACAAUGCUUAGACAUUGACCAAGUUGUGCAACUUUGCACUAGCGAGGGAUUAUACGACGCUUAUAUAUACGUAUUUAACCGUUCUAUGGUUGAUUAUGUGAGUCCUGCUGUGGAACUCUUGAUGUUAAUUCAAAAAAUAUUAGGUUUAGAGAAACGUAAACGUCGAAAGCUUCGUCUUUCAAUCGGUGUCUCCGAUAGCAAUGUCUUAGAAACAGAAGAUUUAGAAACUAUGAAAGCGAAUGCUCGUAAAUUCUAUGUCUAUUUAAAGAACAUUCUUAUUGGUCGUACAUAUCCAAACGGUGCCCCGCUAAACGAUAUUGAGGCAAAUGAAGCUCGCACCACAUUAUACUCUUUUGUAUUCUCGGGGCGAUGCGUAGUUUGGCCCAGACAUGGCGGAGAUCUCGUAUUGACUGCGGAAGAUAAAUUUCAUGGCGCAGAACCAACAUAUCCUUAUUUACGACUUUUCCUUCGAUUUGAUACCCAGGCAUUUCUACAAGCCUUGGAAUGUGCAUUUGAAGAUUCAUAUCUAAACGGAGUUGAGAUAAUUACGAGUAAUGAUGAAUAUUACGAAGAAGAAGAAUUGCCGGGAAAAAUAAUUAAUCGACAAUUACUAGUCAAUAUAUUACUUGAAGUAAUGACUACAACACCUCCAGAGCAUUCAGAGUUCACUACAUCAGACAUUUCUUAUUUAUAUUGUUUUGUGGCAAGAAAUUUGCCUAAAUACACACAAUUUCUUCUAUUACCACCUUCGACUAUUAAGAAAAUAUUGGUCAAACUCAGCAUGGACAAUGAUCCUCGUACACGUGAAGAGCGUCAGUUUGCAGUUGAAUGUUUGCUUUCGAUUUAUACGCCCGAGGAUGAAGAUCAAAUGGUCGUCCUUUAUGAGAAUGCGGGUUUUUGGAGAGUUCUAGAGCAUGUAUAUAAGGCGGAUAAAAAAUACGGUUUGCUGGUUACAACUUAUUUAAAAGAUGCAGAUCGAAAAAAAGAAGUGUUCGAUUGCAUUCGAGCUCUAUUGAAUCCUCAAAAUGGACUCACUUCAUCUCAACGCGAAGAAGUUUCUGCCACAGUUAUGUCGAUGAUUGACGAUAUUGUUGAUAUCGAUGGCGAACGUACUGCUCAAUUAAUUCAUGCUUACUUUGACGGUGACCAUCAAACAGUAAUAGAAAAUUUGGAAUCAUCGCCUGUACGUUUAUUCACCUAUCUAAGAGGGCUUCUUGAGCCACAACAAGACGACACAUUAACAGACGACAAUCAAAAUGAUUUACAGACCGUUGAUGAUCAAAUUAAUUGUGCUACUGAAUCCAAACCCGAGCCGCUUGAAAUUGGCUCAGAAAUACAUGAAAAAUACAUCGCUUUAAUGUGUAAAUUCGAUCCAACCGGGGUUUAUCAUUAUUUACAAACUCAUCAAGAUAAUACCUAUCGACUUGAAAAAGUACUUCCUAUAUGCGAAGCCGCUGGUAUUGUAGACUCGGUUGUAUGGAUAUUGGAAAGAAGUGGUGAUGCUGUAGGUGCUCUUGAUAAAGUAUUAAAUAUUGUCCAAGAAAAAAAAGAAGAUAUUCUUCAAUUGGUUGAGGACAAGAAAAAUUCAAAAAAUGAUCGAUGGACAAUGAACGAAAAAAAUAAAGUAGAACAAUCUUUAAUGAAAUUAAAAGGUGUUCUCAAAAUAGGAAUUAUGUUAUGCGAGAACAGCUGUCGACGUGCCACUUUGGCCAGUGGCGUCGGUGAGGCUAGUUCAUCUCCAAUUCUACCUUUACCCAAUCGUGCAAAUGAAAGUGAGACUGAACUACUUUGGUUCAAGCUUCUUGAUGCAUUUUUAGAUGCCACCAAAGCAGUUUCUUCAAGUUCAUCAACACAGUUCCCACCUUUAUUGCACGAUAGACUAAUGGCUAAUGGACAGGUUUCUUCAUUUGGGAUGCCACGAUUACCUGUGCCACCUCACAUUGCGAAUCACCUUAUGACCACAUUUAAAUCUUACGUACAGAGUAUUAUGAGGUCAUUGCUCUUGUCGACUUCCUCGUCUGUUUCUUUGCCGCGGCUCCUCUUACGGUUCAUUCAGUCACAAUCAAAGAGAAAGAAUAGUACAGUUGCAGACUUUCGGGAAAUUUUCGUUGGCAUGAUUGAUACAUACAAAUAUGAAGGUCAGUUGCUAGCUAUGACCAACCGACUAUUUGAAAAGGACUUGUUCGGGGGUGUAGCAGGUGUUGUACGACAACGUGGUAAAGGAUGGCGUCCUCGAAGGGGGACUUGUGAGGUGUGUGGGGGUCAGUUCUGGGGAACGGAUCUAACCCCACUGACCCUCCGUACAACAUCUGGUUGGGGUUCAGCCGAAAAGAAAAUGCCCCAUUCAUCCCAUAUAUCAACCAAUGCAACUAUUGCAGAUCUCAUUCCAAAUUUAGAGGCUGCGGCUGCGGAGGAUGACCCUGAACGGUCUGAAAUCUCUAACGAAGCAUCCACAACCAUGACGACCACUAUAGAAGAAACAAUAGCAGUGAAUACCACGGCGGUUACUCAAGAAAAUGAUCUGCUAUUGUUCCGAUGUGGCCACGGAUACCACCGAAGAUGUCUCGAAACCGAAUAUACUGGCGGUGACUCUGAAAAUGAACCUCCGGAAACAAGGUGUACUGUUUGUCAAACAGAAAAACUUGGUGAGAUAAGAACCCACAUACAAGAUUCUUCUAAACAUGGUACAAUUGACCGUGAGAUAAGAACCCACAUACAAGAUUCUUCUAAACAUGGUACAAUUGACCGUGUUAUAGGAAAGAGUAAGGGAAAGGAGAAAAAUGUGAGUUUAUUAUAA
Molecule: messenger RNA, 5577 nt
Organism: Ambispora gerdemannii
Lineage: Eukaryota; Fungi; Glomeromycota; Glomeromycetes; Archaeosporales; Ambisporaceae
Source: the annotation of a GenBank genome assembly